Molecule: messenger RNA, 2092 nt
Organism: Ochotona curzoniae (black-lipped pika)
Lineage: Eukaryota; Metazoa; Chordata; Mammalia; Lagomorpha; Ochotonidae
Gene: SLC12A8
Product: solute carrier family 12 member 8
Exons: 12
Coding region: 37-2082 (681 amino acids)
Biological process (GO): potassium ion homeostasis; potassium ion import across plasma membrane; chloride ion homeostasis
Cellular component (GO): membrane
Molecular function (GO): potassium:chloride symporter activity
Source: RefSeq, a predicted model, not a curated record
GCCCAACACCGGCCCUGGUGGAAGGCCCAGCUGUCCAUGUGGGAGCCAGUGCUGUUUGGGACCUGGGACGGUGUGUUCACGUCAUGCAUGAUCAACAUCUUCGGGGUCGUGCUUUUCCUGAGGACUGGCUGGCUGGUGGGCAACACGGGUGUGCUGCUGGGCAUGUUCCUGGUGUCCUGUGUCAUCCUUGUGGCCCUUGUCACCGUGCUGUCCGGUAUCGGCGUGAGCGCCCAUGGCGGCGUGGGCAGUGGCGGCGUCUACUCCAUGAUCUCCUCGGUCCUUGGUGGGCAGGCGGGAGGCACCAUUGGGCUGCUGUACGUCUUCGGACAGUGUGUUGCAGGUGCCAUGUAUAUCACUGGCUUUGCUGAAUCCAUCUCGGAUUUGCUGGGCCUCAGGAACAUCUGGGCCGUGAGAGGCAUUUCGGUGGCUGUGCUCCUGGCCUUGCUGGGGAUUAACCUGGCAGGGGUCAAGUGGAUCAUCCGCCUCCAGCUGCUGCUGCUGCUCCUGCUGGCCGUGUCCACGCUGGACUUUGUGGUGGGCUCUUUCAGCCACUUGGACCCAGAGCAUGGUUUUAUUGGCUAUUCCCCGGAGCUGCUACGGAACAACACUCUGCCGGAUUACACCCCGGGGGAGUCCUUCUUCACCGUCUUCGGGGUGUUCUUCCCAGCUGCCACAGGAGUCAUGGCCGGCUUCAACAUGGGGGGCGACCUCAGGGAUCCUGCUGGCAGCAUCCCGCUCGGCUCACUGGCGGCUGUGGGCAUCUCGUGGUUUCUGUAUGUUGUCUUCGUCCUGCUGCUUGGCGCAGUCUGUACCCGCGAGGCUCUUCGCUAUGACUUCCUGAUAGCUGAAAAGGUGUCCCUAGUGGGCUUCCUGUUCCUGCUGGGCUUGUACAUCUCAUCUCUGGCCUCCUGCAUGGGGGGGCUCUACGGAGCUCCCCGGAUCCUGCAGUGCAUUGCCCAGGAGAAGGUGAUUCCGGCGCUUGCCUGCCUGGGCCAAGGGAAAGGACCAAAUAAAACACCUGUGACUGCCAUCUGCCUGACCAGCUUGGUGACCAUGGCCUUUGUCCUGGUGGGUCAGGUGAACAUUCUGGCCCCUAUCGUGACCAUCAACUUCAUGCUGACAUACGUGGCAGUGGACUACUCGUUCUUCUCUCUGUCCAUGGGCUCCAGCAGCCCCUCGCGGGCGCCCGAGCCAGUGCUCAGGGAGGGCAUGGAAGCUGUCCACUGCUCGGAACACCUGCUCCUGGAGAAGGCUCCCAGCUAUGGCUCCGAAGGCCCCACCCGAAGCCUCUCAAAGGGCACACUUCUGGAAUUUACCAAAGACAUGGACCAGCUCCUCCGGCUGACCAGCGAGCUUGAGAGUAGCCAGCCCAGGCAAGAAGACGAGAGCAGAACUGCUGGGGGUCAGAAGAGGAAAGGCAAGAAGGCUACAAAACACACCCUACACGACAGCUUCCUCCUGGACUCCAGGGCCUCCACUUCCCUCCCUCCUGAUGGCUCUGACAAGUCGCCCACUGCCUCCUGGGAAGGACAAGGGUCCACCUGGAAUAAGCAGACUUCCAGGAGUGAAGGGACUUGGCCUGGGGGAACGUGUGAGGAACUUGUUCCGGAGCUGUGUAACCAGCGUCGGCCAAGUAGAGAAGAUUUUUUCCUGAAGCCCAGGCUCCAGGAACAAGACGUCCAGAGGAAACCAAGUUCUAUUUACACUCACAUAUGCAAUCCCUGGGUCUCACUGUUGGGGGCUAUUGGGUCUCUUCUCAUCAUGUUUGUGAUCCAGUGGGUCUACACCCUGGUUAACAUGGGUGUUGCAGCCAUUGUGUAUGUCUACAUCGGCCAGGCCAGUCCAGGACUUCCUCUUGGAUCAGCCUCCAACUUCAGCUUUUUCCGAUGGAUGAGGUCUCUUCUGACCCCCACCUGCAGGAGCUUGCGGUCCCCCCAGGAACAGAUCAUUUUGGCGCCGUCCCCUGCCAGGGUUGACAUGGCAAUGACCCAGCUCACUCAGGAGAACGCUGACUUCGCUUCCCGGGAUCGCUACCACCACGCCUCCUCCGUGAGUCGGGAACAGCUGAUGCCUCGAUACUAGAAGCCGCACU